CCCCCGGCGGACGCUGGUCCCUUUGUGGGCUUUGACAAUAAGAUGGCGGGCGGGGGGAGGCGGGGCCGCUUGGCCCCGCCCGUCCCUCAGGCGCGGAGCGGACGGUGAGGCGGGAGGCGAGCGGGAGUUCCUGUGCGGGCGUGCGCCGGCGACAGCAGUGGCAAGGCGAAAAGCCAGUGUUGGAGUGGAGAGGAUUAGAGUGGUAGAGGGGAGAUACGGCCCCUUCUUGCCUUCCCCUUCAACCAUCAUCACUGUACUUACGGCUGUACAAAAAGCAGCACUGUGCUUCACUGAACCUCCAGCACUGGCCUGGGUGGUGCUGUCACUUUUACUGCAUGGACUCUUGCUCAGUAGCAUGGGAGAAGAGGAAGGACUGCAUCAAACACAAUUCCUGGACACAAUGUUUGUGCGAGGAUUAAAGAGAAAAUGUUUUGAUGGUGAAGAAGAUAUUGAAGGGACUCUGGCUGGUAUUAAAGCUAUUCCUUCCUAUAAUCUCCAGCGGCAGUCACUUUUAGAUAUGUCCUUGGUUAAACUUCAGCUGUGUCACAUGCUGGUCGAACCCAACCUUUGUCGUUCGGUACUUAUAGCCAACACGGUACGGCAGAUCCAAGAGGAAAUGACUCAAGACGGGACUUGGCAGAUGAUAAAUACACAGAGUACAGGGCAGGCAUCCCUGGAUCGUCUUGUUUCAACAGAUAUCCUCUGUCGUUCAUCUAGGGACCAAGCUGAGGGAAAACAUGUUCCAGCCUAUGGUACUUUCAAUAAGGCCUUUGAGAGUGAUCAGGCACAAGAAAGUUCAGAAACUAUGUCAACAGCCUCUGCAGUGCAAGCACCAAGAAACCUACAGAGCAACGUGUGGGAAAUGGAGAAUCCACAAGAAAAUAAAGGAAACUUUCAAAAAUCUUUAGAUCAAAUAUUUGAGACACUGGAGAAUAAAAGUCCUAAUUCUGUUGAAGAUCUGUUUUCAGAAGUUGACAAUUCUUAUUAUGAUCUUGAUACUAUGUUAACUGGCAUGAUGAGCAACACAAAAAUGGGACACUGUGAUAGCCUUGAAACAUUUUCUUCUUCAACAAAUACAGCUUCUAACUCUAAUUGUAAAUCUGAUCUUAAUGACCUUGAUCAUAUUGUGGAAAUCCUUGUUGAAUCCUGAAUCUCCUUGUGUGGAGGUAAAGAUCUGUUAAUGGGAGAAAAGACUUGAGAAAGCAAUUUCCACAAUUUGUUCUAUCAAAUCUGCACGAGUAUUUUACAGAUAUCUAUAUAUUAUAUAGAUACAUAUAUUAGGCAGCACUUCAUAUUGCAAAAUAUUGUUAACUCUUAAAGUUAACCUGCAACUUGUAGUGUAAUAAUCUGAUUUAUUGUCCACUGAACUGUAACUACAUACGGUAAAUGUUUCUACGUUUUGGGUCCAAGGCUAGUGAAAUUGGGUUCCUUUUACCAAUUUGUUUUAGCCUUUGAUAGAGGAUAUCCUCAGGGAGAGGGAUUCUCUUAUCUUCUCAUACUUCUCCCGUAGAAAUGGUAAUAAACAGAGAGAGAAGUUGGAUAACUGGUUUCCUGUUAUCCUCUGGUUUCCACUUUGUUACACCACAAAACUCCUACCAUACCUGCUGCUUCUGUUUUAAGUCGCUACAUGGCUCUUAAAGAGCAUUAUGCAAUAGUUCUUGUUAUCCUUGCUAGCUUCUUCUGGGUUUUGCUACAAUUUUUACUUCAAAAAUAGUUUUAAAGUGUUUAUUGGUGUUUAGAUUUUUCCAGGUAUUUUCCUAAAAUAUAUUUUUUACUACAGAUGUUAUGUCAGCUGCUAACUUAGUAACUUUUGAUCAUAUCUGCAGUUGAUGUAUUUUUUGCAAGAUUUUCAAAAAGGGAUGUUUUUUACCAUGAGCUACCCAAUGUAGUUCAGUAAAGUGUAUGUAAAUGUAAAUAUACAAUUUUAUACUUUGCAUUAAAAUGUAAGAGCUGUUUUCAUGAUUCUGUUUUAUAGAGUAGUACUUUACUAAAUUGAGAAUUGUACAUUUAUGCUUUUCAUACCCCACAUACUUGAGUAUCAUUAUAGGACGAGCUUUGAUCUAGCUAGACACAAUUACAUUUAAUUCAUUUCAGACCAUACUUUUUGUUAACUACAAACCUAAAUGAUGCAGGUUUUUAUUUAUGUGUAUUUAUAUGUAAAUGUCAUCAAGUGAAUUGUUUAUCAUUGAAGUCUACCAUCAAAUAUUUGUUUAUAUGGGAUAACUAUCUUGCACUAAUUACUACAAAAAGUGUUAUUAGCGGCCUUUAAGUCUCACUGGUUGGUAUGUCAUGAUGUCUUGUCAUAAUUAAUAUGCUCCACUCUUACCAAGGGUUUCCUCUUGGCUUUUUUUAAUAACAAAAAAUGUAAUACAACAUGGAUGGUGGUCUUUUCUUCCAGUACAUUCGGCGUAGAGUGUAUAUAACUGAGCUUAUUCCUAGGAGAUUUUUUUGGGGGAAAGGGAUAAUUUGAGUAUAGCCUAUGAUUUUAUUAUAACAAAUGUUUACCGUCAGAAGCUGCUACUGGGGAAAAGCACCAAGCUAGCAGGGUGUAGGGAAGGGGGAAAAUAUGGAUUGGUUUCUAGAAUGUAUUGGCCAUGGCUGUGCCAGGGGAAGACAUCUGUCAGUAACGUGUUGGUUUUCUGUAGAUCUGAGCCAAGCAAGUUGCUGAACAAGAAAAGAGAACCUUGCUCUGUGUGACAGGCUCUGCCUUCCCAUGAGUGACCUAGAAUGCAGGUUCUCAGACCUGGAGUGGGGAUUGGAGGUGGGGGUACCAAAGGGGUGUUAAGAACAUUUGAGUAUCACUUCAAGAAUAAGAGACCACUGAGCUUAUGUGCUCUAGAAUAAUCUGCUUUGAGGAAAGAUAUAAUUUAGCUAAAUUUUACAAAGUCAACAGUUGAAUGUGUAUUGGCUCCAUCUUCUGAAACCACGCACUUGCUGUGAGUCUUCAGUGAGCUAGAAGAUGUUUCCUUUUAUUAAAUUUGGCAUAAGGUAACAUGUAGUUGCUGUAGUUAAACUUUGAUUAAUAACUCCAUGCUGAAGGACAAAAUAGCAUAUAGGCACUUGAAAGUUCAGUCUGUAGGAUACAGCUGGAACACAGAGAAGCCCAUGCUACAUGUCUGAAUUGAGAGAUCGCUCAUAGGUAUUGCAGCAAUAAAUGCUGAUUCAGGAGGAUCCAAAUAUAGAUAAAAACUGUUGUAUCUCACAGAAAAAUAAAGCUGGCUUAUGUGGUA
Molecule: messenger RNA, 3230 nt
Organism: Vidua chalybeata
Lineage: Eukaryota; Metazoa; Chordata; Aves; Passeriformes; Viduidae
Gene: CDCA4
Product: cell division cycle associated 4
Exons: 4
Coding region: 356-1150 (264 amino acids)
Cellular component (GO): nucleus
Molecular function (GO): transcription regulator activity
Source: RefSeq, a predicted model, not a curated record